Messenger RNA from Trypanosoma theileri, 753 nucleotides. Its product is annotated as proteasome alpha 1 subunit. The transcript has a single exon. The record is from RefSeq and is a predicted model, not a curated record. Gene Ontology annotation, cellular component: proteasome core complex, alpha-subunit complex; nucleus; proteasome core complex. Bases 1 to 753 code for a protein of 250 amino acids. Gene Ontology annotation, biological process: ubiquitin-dependent protein catabolic process. NCBI's taxonomy places the organism in Eukaryota, Euglenozoa, Kinetoplastea, Trypanosomatida, Trypanosomatidae.
AUGAGCCGUUCGGGAUUUGAUCAGUUUAUUACAAUAUUCAGUCCAGAGGGAUCUUUGUAUCAGGUUGAAUAUGCCUUCAAAGCUGUAACGUAUGCGGGUCUCCUUACGGUAGCCAUACGCUGCAAGGAUGCUGUCUUGGUAUUUACACAGCACACCGUGCCUGACAAACUGAUGCGUUCUGAAACCAUUGCUUCCCUCUACAAUAUCACUGAAGGUAUUGGCGCUUGUGUUACCGGUCGAGCUCCUGAUGGAAAGUCUUUGGUACAGAAAGCUCGUCAUGAGGCGUCUGAGUUCAAGUACCGCUUUGGAUCUCCCAUUCCAGUUAGCGUGCUUGCCAAGCGUGUGGCUGAUAUGGCGCAGGUCCGAACCCAACAAGCGGGAAUGCGACUUAUGGGAGUCGUGAUGACAUUUCUUGGUAUGGAACAGAACGACGAGGAUGGCUCGUGGGUUCCGCAGAUUUACUGUGUAGACCCAGCGGGGUGGUGUGGCAGCUUUCACGCCUAUGCUACAGGUAAGAAACAAAUUGAGGCUACAGCAUUCCUGGAGAAAAAACAAAAAAAUGCACCGUUUCACACUCUUUCUCAAAAAGAAGCUGCUAUGAUUGCACUUGCAGCACUCCAGAGUUCCCUUGGUGAAUCUUUAAAAGCGUCUGAUUUGGAAGUGGGACGAUGCAGCGUAAGCAACCACAGUUUCUCUCGUGUACCGGAUCAGGAGGUAGAGGAAUGGCUGACGGCUCUCGCAGAGGCGGACUAG